AUGGAGCCUCCUUCACGCAAGCAGAGAGGAAUUUACUCUGAAGUAUUAGCUCAGCCAGAUAAAGAUGACCCAACUGACAAUAUAGUUCAAGAAUCAGUCGCUUCAGGCCCAACAGCUCGCUUGACCACCCACCAAGUCCAGCGUCUUCCCCGGGCUCGAGGUCUUCAAAGGCGAAAUCAAAAUGACCACGAUAAAAGCAUAAACGCAGACUCCUCAGGAAUUUAUUCGAAAAAACGCGAAGGCGUCGCAGACCUCGACCCAAAAGUCUUUGAACCUUUUGUCCCCAUUCCAGGCCGAACACCUCGUAAGGUUGUGAUUGACCGAAAGAAGAAGCUUUUCGCAUCCCUUCGUAUUGAAGAUUUGUUGAAGGCUGAAGGGGUUGAUUAUAGCAAGCCCAUCGUCGCUUGGCUACCUCUUGAACCUUUUGAUGAUAGAGAAUUUGACGUCAGGAACCCUGAAGAAUGAAUUGAGUUGGCCACAAAUAAUGGGACCUUUGAAGCGGUGCCAGGACUUGGGCUGCAAAAAGACCACAGAGAGCCCGGAGUUUUCAAUUGGAAACAAGUGCUAAUUCACUCAUAUGACGCUGAAAGAGAAGUUUUCUAUGGAAUCUGGGACGAUGCGUCAAAAAUGGCUGUAGAGCUGCCGAAAAUUAAUUUAUUGAUCCUUGCUGAAGACCCUUACGUUUUUGCUAAAAGAGUAGCAGCCUCCCAUCAGCAGAGAAAGUACGCAGAAAGCUUGAUAAGAUACAACUUUUAUAUCGACAAUAUGCCAACUGAGGAAAUCCACACACUAGAUGGAGACCAGAAGGCAAGACUUGUCUAUAAAGCCACAAACGUAAAAGAAAUGAAUAAAAACGUGAACCCUGAGAACUCCCCAUUAGUUUAUGAAGUAUGUUUAGAUUUCGCAAGGACUAUGAAUAAAAUUAUUUUUGAUAAACACAUUAAUGAAAGUGGAAAAGACCUGAUCGCCAGCAAUUUAACGCUGCCUCCUCCUGAGCCGCCUAAAAACGCGCCUGAAUUCGGAAUGGUUCAAAUACCUAAGCAUGACUUUCCAGAGCAGUUCAGCAAUUUUUGCUUCAAUAGUCUUUAUAUCAAAGAAGAAGUUAUUGUUUCACUUGAUAAAAUUAAAGAACAGUGCUUAGGAGUGACCCUGGAAAAAGAAAUUUUUAAUACAAAUUUCACAAAAACAAUGAGAUUGGAAGAGUUCAAGCAGAUUGAGUUUGGGGCCAUAAGCCAAGUGGCGCUUUAUUUAAAUGCAUGGAAAGAUAAUAUACAGAACAUUAUCCAAGGCUCUUUUCAAAAUGUCGGCAAAGGGUGGUUUAACCUGCAUGAAACUGCAAAAGAGACUUAUGAGUUCGGAAAGCUGAAAAAGUACCUGACAAUGGUAAAAAUAAUGAUGCAGGACUCUUUAUUUACCUUAACUCAUAAAUCCCUUCACAAGUUUGUGGAUAUUUUAGAAAAAUUCAUCCCUACUGAAGUGUCUAUUUACUCCCCAAAAGAAGUCCGCAAUCUUUUUGAGCUGACAGAAGAGCAGCUAACAGUAGACCCUGAAUAUGCAAGAAAUAACCCUCCGAUUCCUUUAAUUGCUAUCGAUAUUCUGAAAGGAGGAAAAAUGUUCUUAUACUCUACAGAACCCAGCCAAGUUAUAGAAAAAACUAAACAAGUGUUUGAAGAAGGCCUCGCCAAAAUAAAAGACAUCCCUACUAUGGAAGAAGUCGUCAUGGAAAGCUUAUUUAAAAAGCAAGGCGGAAAAACACCGCUAAAAGUCCCUGUAAUUCCUGUAGACCAGCCAACUCCUCCAAAAGACGAAGAAAAGAAAGUCGGCAAGCUGCCUGAUGAAAACACCUGGGUUUGGGAUUUGCGGGAAAGAGUAAUCAGCUUGAUGACAAAGGCAAUCCAGCCGCUAAAUGAAUAUAUAAAAGUUUACGAUAGAUUUGAAAGCGUAAUGCAGCUCAGCGCUGAUAAUUAUAUAAAAAGCUUAGAAGAAGGAGAAGAAGUCUCAGUUGAAGACUUAAGAGACGAAAUUCUUAAACAUCAAGAACUUGAGAAAAAACUGCUAGAAGAGAUCCCUGAAACUGUCAGAGUGUCCUGCUUUGAGGUCCAUUGCAAAGAAGUCAGGAACACACUAGCAGGGAAGCAUACUUUAUUUGUCAAACAAAUUACAGAACUAAUAGCCCACCGCGCCAGAGAAAAAAACGCAGCCAUGCUUGAAAACUUCAGAAAAAUGCAUAGGGAUAUCAACAAGCCUCCAAAAGAUAUAGAAGAGCUUACAGAAAUAAAAGACCUAAUUGCAAGAGUCCCUAUGGAAAUAGAAAAGAUGAAAAUUGAUAUAGAGGGUAACAUGGUCACUUAUUCAAUACUUGAAAAAUUCCAAUAUAGGUUUACAGUUGAUGACAUGAAUAAGAAAUGGGAUUUAUAUGGAUACCCUAAGAAAACUUAUGAUUUAAUAGCUCAGAAAAGUGAAGAGCUUGAUAAACAAAAAGAAGUCUUUAAAGAGCAUAUGGUCACUGAGCAGCAAGAAUUUAAUGAAGCAAUUGAAGAUUUAGAAAAUAUCGUUAAGACUUUUGUCCAAUAUACUGAUAUUAAUCAGUAUAAAGAAACUGCAGAAAUGGUAGAAAGAGUCAAUAAAAGACUUGAAGAGUGCAUCAAUAUGGCUAAAACUUAUAAUCAUAGAGAAUAUUUAUUCGGCUCUGAGACAACUGAUUAUUCUCAAGUCCAUUCUUGUGCAAAAGAAUUCAAGCCGUUUUCAGACCUGUGGCUAACCAUCAAUAAUUGAAAUGAAAAGCAUGAACACUGGCUUCAUGGAGAAUGGGAAACUGUCAGCGGAAGAGAAAUCGAAGACACUGUAGAAACAGCGACUAAGACAAUUUCACAGGUCCUCAGACAUUUUAAAAAUAGAGAUAUCCAAAGCAUCUUGCCUGUUGUAGAAAAAAUCAUAAUUAAAUAUGGCGUCUCAGCCUGUGCAUGGCCUUACGGCCAUGAAGCUCGAAUACAUAUUUAAUUAUGCCCGGCAGCCUAGAAAUGGGCAGCUAUGCUAGUAAAAGCAAUUCGAGUAGUGUUUGGGGCACAGCCCUAGUCCGCUUUCAGAAUUGAAUUUACCUCGAAGGAAAGAAGAACUUGGAGUUGGAAAGGGGGAGCUCUGUAAAGCUUUCUAGGCCAAUCGGUAACUCCCUAGCGCGUGAAACCAGGAGUUAAACUCUGGGCUACAAGUUUUAAAUUUUUACCCAGAGUUUCAUUUUUUUGAAUUUUGUGCAAGCACCCUCAUCUGGAGCACGGCAUGGUGACCCAUCCCACUCUAUUCUCCAUUCGGCGCGAGCCUCAACAAAGCAAGGUAGAUUUAAAUACCCGUUUGGAGGUAUCGCAGGGAGCUGCUCAAUAAUAAUCAAUCGUAAUUGUAGUAGAAAAAAUCAAAGGAGACGUUGACUACUUCAGACAAUACGUAAAAAUGGCUGUAGCUCUCAGAAAGCCUGGUAUGAAAGAUAGACAUUGGGACCAGAUUUCUGCCAAAGUUGGAUUUGAGGUCAGGCCAUGCCCUGGAUUCACCCUUACCAAAGUUAUUGAUAUGGGCCUCAAAAAAUGGGAAGAUUUCUUAGAAGAAGUCGGAGAAAGAGCUUACAAAGAAUUCCAAAUAGAAACCAAGCUAAAUGAAAUGGAAGCAGCCUGGGAAAAAGUUGACUUUGAAGUAUUUGACGCCAAAAAUACUGACACUUUUAUUCUUGGAGGCAUCGAUAAAAUCCAGAAUUUAUUAGAUGAGCAUAUUGUAGCUUCCCAAGCGAUGCAGUUUUCUGCAUUUAAAAAACCAUUUGAAGAGAGAAUUGAAGACUGGGUACAAACUCUUAUGAGGGUCCAAGACAUAUUAGAUGAAUGGACCAAAUGUCAGGUGAACUGGAUGUACCUACAACCUAUUUUCGACUCAAAAGAUAUUAUGAAGCAGCUGCCAAACGAAACCAAAAAAUUCCGAAGUGUAGAUGGCACAUGGAGACAUACCAUGAGCCAAGUCAAAGCUAACCCUAACGUUAUCAAAACUUGUAAAAAUGAAGGAAGACUUGAAGCUUUAAGAGAAGCCAACCGAAACUUAGAAGCUGUCCAAAAAGAGCUAAACAACUAUUUGGAAACCAAAAGAGCUGCUUUUUCACGUUUCUAUUUCUUAUCUAACGACGACCUAUUGUCAAUCAUCUCAGAAACCAAAGACCCAACCCGUGUGCAGCCUCAUUUGAGAAAAGUCUUUGAAAAUAUGGACAAGCUUGAGUUCCACGAGGAUAAGACCAUCCACUCAAUGUUUUCUUGUGAAGGCGAACAGGUAGCUUUUGUAAGACCAAUUGACCCAAGAGAGAAAAAUGUAGAGUUCUGGAUGGGCGAGCUUGAAGAUAUGAUGAAAGAAAGUGUCAGAUAUGUUCUUAAAAAUAGCAUUGAUGAGUACUUAAAGAAGCCUAGAAAUGAAUGGGUGCUAAGACAUCCUGGACAAUGUGUGCUGAAUGGCUCUCAGGUCCACUGGACUAGUGAUGUAGAAGCAGCAAUUCUGAAAGGACUAGAAGGAGUCCAGGACUACUACAAGUUUUUAGGAGAUCAGCUUAUGGACACUGUUAAACUUGUAAGAGGAAAUUUGACAAAUCAAGAGUCUACAACGUUAGGAGCACUUAUUGUUAUUGAUGUCCACGCUAGAGAUGUCGUGUUUAGGCUAAUUGAAAAUAAAGUCACGUCUAUUGAAGAUUUUGACUGGAUCGCACAGCUUAGGUAUUAUUGGGAGGAUGAUGACUGCUAUGUAAAAUGUAUUCAAACGAGGUUCCCAUAUGGCUACGAAUAUUUAGGAAAUACGCCAAGGCUGGUUAUUACUCCUUUGACUGAUAAAUGUUACAUGACACUUAUGGGAGCGCUUAACCUGAACUUAGGAGGCGCCCCAGCAGGCCCUGCAGGGACAGGUAAAACAGAGUCCGUCAAAGAUCUUUCGAAAGGUCUCGCUAAACAAGUCGUCGUCUUCAACUGCUCAGAAGGUAUGGACCAUAUCAUGGUUGCCAAAUUCUUCAAAGGCCUUGCAUGCUCAGGCGCUUGGGCUUGUUUCGAUGAGUUUAACAGAAUUUAUAUCGAAGUGCUUUCUGUCAUUGCCCAGCAGCUUCAAACUUUGCUUGACCACAAGCGAACUGGUGAUCUUGAGUUUGAAUUUGAAGCUUCCAGCAUCAAAAUGCUGCCUACUUUUUCAGUCUUUAUUACUAUGAACCCUGGGUAUGCUGGCCGUACCGAGCUUCCUGACAACUUAAAAGCGUUAUUUAGGCCAGUGGCUAUGAUGGUUCCCGAUUACGCUAUGAUCGGUGAAAUUAUGCUUUAUUCCUUUGGUUUCUCCCAAGCUAGAGAACUUGCCAAAAAAAUGGUUGACACCUUCAAGCUAAGCUCAGAACAGCUCAGCUCACAAGAUCAUUAUGAUUAUGGUAUGAGAGCUGUCAGAUCAGUCAUUAAUGCUGCUGGACUUAUUAAAAGAGCCGAGCCUGACAUGGACGAAGAACAGCUGCUGCUCCGUGCACUAAGAGAUGUAAAUGUUCCGAAAUUCUUAAAAGACGAUCUUCCGCUGUUCGAUAACAUUAUUAUUGAUCUUUUCCCACAUGUAGAACGUCCUAAUAUUAAUAGAAAACCUCUUGACCAGUCUAUACUAGAAACCUGCGCCAAGCUAAACUUGCAGCCUGAAGAUUCUUUUAUUGACAAAAUCUUCCAGCUUUAUGACACCAUCAAAGUCAGACAUGGACUUAUGAUCGUCGGCCCUACAGGAGGUGGAAAAACAGUCAACUACAAAGUCCUUUCCAAUGCAAUGAGCGCGUUAAAGCACCUUGACCAGUUUGACGAAGUCUUUGUGCACAUUUUGAACCCGAAAUCUAUCACAAUGGGUCAACUUUAUGGUAAAUUUGACGAGCUUACCCACGAGUGGACUGAUGGAGUGCUUGCCGAUAUCAUCAGAAAAUGUGUGAGAGACCAGCAUAAUCCUCCUUACACAAAUAAGCAUUGGGUUAUGUUUGAUGGGCCUGUAGAUGCGCUGUGGAUUGAAAGUAUGAACACUGUGCUGGAUGAUAAUAAAAAGUUAUGCUUGAACUCUGGUGAAAUUAUUAACCUUUCUCAGCACAUGACUAUGAUGUUUGAGGUCGAAGAUUUAGCUGUGGCUUCACCAGCUACUGUAUCUAGAUGUGGUAUGGUCUAUAUGGAGCCUGUAUCACUUGGAUUGCCACCGUUAGUAAGAAGCUGGCUUAAUACGCUGCCACCAAAAGUCAAAGAGCAUGAUAAUAUCAGAAAUAAAUUGUCACAGUUCUUUGAAAUUUAUACCUACCCACUAAUAAAAUAUGUGAGAAAGUCACUUGUAGAGCCUGUUAUGUCGAUGGAUAAUAAUCUCUGUCAUAGUGUGUGCAGAAUUUUGAACUGCUAUUUAGGAAAAUAUUAUGAUACUGAGCUGAAAGUAGUUAGUCCUGAAGAAGUCGCUGAAUUAGAAGAGCUAAUAGAAGGCAUAUUUAUUUAUGCUGCAAUUUGGGCUUUAGGAGUUACCACAAAUAAUGAAGGCAGAAAGAAAUUUGACCAUGCGCUCAGAGAUAUAAUGAAAACAAGAGCACUUAACCCAGCAUUCCCAGAAGCUGGAACUGUCUAUGACUGGUUCUUUGAUCCGACCACUAAAACUUAUAAGCUUUGGACUGAUACUGUUCCUCCAUAUGAAGUUGACCCUCAUGCACACUUUAACGAAAUUGUGGUACCUACUAUGGAUUCUAUAAGGAGCAAGUAUCUAACCAAGCUGCUCCUUACCAAUAAAUACCACGUGCUAUCUCCAGGCCCAACUGGUACAGGUAAAUCUGUCAACGCCAAUAGUAUGCUAGGAGGCGAAAUGCCUGACAAUUACCAGUAUAUCAGCUUGACAUUUUCAGCACAAACAUCAGCAAACCAAACACAAGACCUUAUUGAUGGCAAAGUACAGCGUAGAAAGAAUAAGGAAUAUGGCCCACCUCCUGGGAAAUAUUAUGUAAUCUUUGUAGAUGAUCUCAAUAUGCCUAAAAAAGAGAAAUAUGGGGCCCAGCCUCCUCUUGAACUUUUAAGACAGUGGAUGGACCAUCAUGGAUGGUAUGACCGCAAAGAUAAAUUCAAAAAAGACAUUGUAGAUGUGGUGUUCUUGUCAGCUAUGGGGCCUCCAGGCGGAGGGAGAUCACAAAUCACUAAUAGGCUCGUCCGUCAUUUCAAUAUUUUAACUUACACAAUUCUUGAAGAAUCUGAUAUCACCAUGAUUUUCUCUAACUAACCCCCCCCCCCCCCGUGAGCCGUGAGCGAACAAAACCAUUAGAAAAAUCGCCAUUUUUUGACCAAAAACCCACCCUCCGUGAGUGAACAAAAAUUGUUUUAAUAGAAAAAAUUUUAAUGGAAAAAAAUUUUGAUAUAUAAGUGAUAAUUAGUAUAAUGAAAUCUAGAGCUAAUUCUGUUUAAUUUUAAACAAAUUGCGCGUUUUAAAACAUAAAUUUUGCAAAUUAAAUUAAUAUUUGCUUCCCAAUUUUUGCAAAUUAGGAUUUUUUUAAAUUUCGAAAAAAAAUAUUUUUUAUCAAAUUUAUAUAUAAAUUUUUUUUUAAAAAAAAAAAUUAACCCCCCUCCGUGAGCGAACAAAAUUUUUUUGUUCGCUCACGGAGGGGGGGGGGGGGGAGUAAAAUUCUAGGAGCGUUCUUAAGACCUUAUCAAGAGCCUAUCAGAAAUUCGGUACCAAACUUAGUCAGUGCUUCAAUUGAGCUUUAUAAUAUAGUUGAAAAAACACUUCUGCCAACUCCUGACAGAUCUCACUAUACUUUUAACUUAAGAGAUAUGGCCCACGUCUUUGAAGGAAUCUGCUCUUCAGACCCUAGCUCCUCACUUCUGUGAUGAGCAAAAUUGAUUUGAUUGUUUAUGGAAGGGGAUUAAUUUUUUUUUGGAAAUUUAUAAAUCUCAAUGAUCAAAACUCAGAAUGCAAAUGAUUUAAAAUUCAAUAGAAAUUUCAUUAUAAUAAUUAUCAUCUAUAAAUAGAAUAUUUAUUUUAAAAAUAAUUUUUUAUCGCUUACAAGGUAGACUUUUUCCCCAAAAUAGGAAUUUUUAAGGUUUUGCUCGCUGACAGAAGAGAGGAGUAAAGUAACCUAUGAAUAUAUAACUAUUGUCAGACUCUGGUGCCAUGAAAACUUGCGUGUCUUUGGAGACCGUUUAAUCAACAACGAAGAUCUCAAAAUUCUAAAUGACGCCAUCAGAACCAAAGUUGAAGAAAUUUUCAAGAUAAAAGCUGAAGAAGUGUUUUCCAGAGAAAGGCUUAUUUUCUGUCAUUUCUUGAACCAAAAUAUCCCUGAAGAACAAAGGGUUUAUGAAGAAGUCGCGAAUACUGAAGAGCUAAUGAGAACUGUGAACGACUAUUUGGACGGAUAUAAUGAUAGGUAUACUAAAAGACAAAUGAAGCUUGUUAUGUUCCUAGACGCCUGUUGCCAUAUUACCAGGAUUUGUAGAAUUCUGAGACAGCCUCAAGGAAAUGCACUUCUGCUUGGUGUAGGUGGCUCCGGAAGACAAAGCUUGAGCAAACUUUCCGCUUUCAUAAUGGAAACCGAGCUAAAACAAAUCGAAAUCACAAAGAGCUACAAUAUGGCCCAAUGGAGAGAAGACUUAAAGUUCGCUCUUAAAUUUGCAGGUGUCAAAAACGAAAGGGUCAUUUUCUUGCUUGUAGAUACCCAGAUUAUCGAUGAACAAAUGUUAGAAGACGUCAAUAAUGUGCUAAACUCUGGCGAUGUCCCUAAUAUCUAUAAAGCAGACGACUGGGAAGACAUCGCAGGAGUUGGCAAACCUGAGUGUCAGCGUAAAGGUAUCCAGCUUUCUGAAAUGAAUAUCAUGUCUCAGUAUUUAGGAAGAGUCAAAAAGAACAUCCAUAUCAUUUUAGCUAUGAGUCCUAUAGGAGAAGCUUUCAGAAGCAGACUUCGUAUGUUCCCAUCACUAAUUAACUGUUGUACCAUUGAUUGGUUCACAGAUUGGCCUGAAGAAGCUCUUGUGUCAGUCGCAAGAGGUCAGCUAUUAGAAGAAGACCUUAAUAUAGACAGUAGCAUAGAACCUUUAGUCCAAUUCUUCAAGGUCGUCCACAAGUCAGUUGAUGGAAUGUCCCAAAGGUAUCUUAAUGAGCUCAGAAGGCACAACUAUGUCACCCCAACGUCAUAUUUAGAGCUCGUCAGGUGUUUUAAGACUCUUUUACUAGACAAACGUGCACAGCUUACAACUAUGAAAAAUAGAUUCUCUGGAGGAGUCGAAAGACUUAUUAAAGCAGCCCACGAAGUCGAAAUCAUGAAAGCCAAAUUGCAAAAAAUGAAGCCGGAGCUUGCUGAUGCACAAAAAGAAAGUGAGCAUAUGAUGGAAAAAAUUGUGGUAGAUAAAGCAUCUGCAGAAGAAACCCAAAAAAGCGUCGCAAAAGAAGAAGCAAGUGCCCAAGAAAAGGCUGAUGAAGUAGAAAAACUCCAGUCUCAAGCUCAAAGUGAGCUAGAUGAAGCUUUGCCACUGCUAGAUAAAGCUCUUGAAAGUGUCAAGCAGCUUAAAAAAGAGCAGCUAGUCGAAAUCAAAUCCUUCACAACCCCAGCAUUAGGCAUCGUCAAAACCAUGGAAACUGUCUGCUACUUCUUCAGAAUCAAGCCAGUCAAGAAAAACGACCCCAAUAAGCUUGGAGCCAAAAUUGAUGACUAUUGGGAAGCCUCGAAAAAUGAGCUGCUAAAAAAUCCAAAAGCACUAUUAGAGGAUCUAUUGCAUUAUGAUAAAGAAUCAAUCACAGAAGAACUGAUAGAAAGAGUCAGACCAAAAGUAGAAGACAAAGAUUUUGCACCUGAAGCUAUUAAAGUGGUCUCAGUGCCUUGUGGGGCUAUGUGUGCAUGGGUGCAUGCCAUGUAUAAGUUUUAUCAUGUAAAUAAACAGGUGGAUCCACUCAGAAGACAAGUUGCACAGCUGAAUGCAGAACUGGAGGUGAGCAGAUCGUUACUUAAAGAAGCAAAAGCCAGACUUAAAGAAGUCACAGAUCAAAUUGAGGAGCUGGAAAGAAGCUAUGAGGCUUGUAUGCAGAGACAAGAAAUGCUUAAAGAAAGCAUCAAUGAUUGCGAGAUAUAUAUAUUAAAUUAAAUGAGGCAUGUACUAUGACGAUGCAGGCCAAAAGAAUAAGGAGAUUAGAUUUAAAAUAUUAAAAUGCACUCAGCUGUGCCAGUAUAAAACUAGAAAGGGCUGAAAAACUUAUUGGUGGUCUUGGAGGUGAACAAGCCAGGUGGACCCACGAGUCAGAAGUCCUCGCCGGAAUGAUUGUCAAACUUCCCGGAGAUUGUGCCCUUUCAGCUGGUAUGGUCGCUUAUACAGGAGCUUUUACAGGGACAUAUCGAGGUGCUUUAGAAACAAUGUGGAGAAAUUCCCUCAAAGAAUUCGGCAUCGACCACACAGACGGUGUAAAUAUGAGGUCUACCCUUGGAGACCCAGUUGUCCUACAGAUCUGGAAAGCUGCAGGGCUUCCUUCAGACGCAGUCUCAAUUGAAAAUGGUAUUAUUAUAUCCAAAGCCAGAAGAUGGCCACUUAUGAUUGACCCUCAAAACCAAGCCAACAACUUCAUUAAAAAGCUUGGAAAAGACCACGACGAAGGCAUUGAGUUCUGCAAAGCUUCAGACUCCAACAUUAUCAGAAAUCUCGGCACUGCCAUUAUGAAUGGCAAAUGGUUUUUAAUAGAAAACGUAGGUGAAGAGCUUGACCCAGCACUAGAAUCAGUCCUCUUGCAACAAGUAGUAAAAGAAGGUGCUGGAUUUUCUAUCAGAAUCGGAGAUAAAAAUGUGGAGUACAACAAAAAUUUCAAAUUCUACAUGACGACUACCUUACCAAACCCUCAUUAUUCCCCUGAAACCUGUGUAAAAGUGACUUUGCUUAACUUCGCCAUCACUCCUGAAGGUCUUGAAGAACAAAUGCUCGGAACUGUUGUCGCAAAAGAAAAUCCUCAGCUAGAAGAAACUAAAAGCUUGCUGAUCCAGCAGAAUGCUAGAGCUCAAAGAGACCUUAAGCAAAUUGAAGAUUUAAUUCUGGAACAGAUUUCGAGCUCAGAAGAAAACAUUUUGGAAAAUAAAGAACUGAUUGAUACUUUGGCUGCUAGUAAAUUAACGUCUACAAAUAUCAUGAUGAAGGUAGAAGAAGCGAAGAAGACUGAGCUGGAAAUUGACUCUAAAAGAGAAAGCUAUAGACCUGUAGCGUUUAGGGCUUCUUUACUGUUUUUCUCGAUUAUCAAUUUGUCAAAUAUUGAUCCUAUGUAUCAGUACUCUUUACAGUGGUUUACAAGGCUGUUUGAGCUUGGAAUUGAUAAUGCUCCGAAUCCAGGAGGAAUUGAUGAAAGACUUACGUCACUAAAUGAAUAUUUCACGUAUUCGCUUUAUCAAAAUGUCUGCAGAAGUCUUUUCGAGAAUCACAAGCUGCUUUUCAGCUUUAUUUUAGUUGUGAAAAUUCUUGAUGGUUAUAGGCAGAUUGACCCUGAAGAGUGGAGAUAUAUGCUGACAGGGCCUCAAGGAUCAGUUCCAAUCCCUCCAAACCCGACUACUUGGCUUAACGAUAACACUUGGAAAACAAUGUAUGAAGAAAUCCAUGGACUUGAAGACUUAAAGAUCUUCAAAGGCUUUGAAAGAUACUUUAUCACCAAUAUUGACCAAUUCCGAAAGAUAUUUGACGCAGUAAACGCACACGAAGAGCCGCUUCCUAUAGAAUGGCAGAACAAGCUAAACGAGUUCCAAAGAAUGCUGGUCCUCAAAGCAAUCAGAUCUGACAAAAUGAUUUCUGCAAUACAAAACUGGGUCACCCUUAAGCAAGGCAGAAAAUUCAUCAUCCCUCCUACUUUUGACUUAGGGCUAAUUUACCAAGACUCAGGCGUAACCACUCCUCUUAUUUGUGUCCUGAGUCCUGGUUCUGAUCCAAUUUCUGCAAUUAUGAGAUUUGCUGAAGAAAAAGGAAUGACCAAAAAAAUGACGUCGAUUUCUCUAGGGCAAGGACAAGGUGAAAAAGCCAAGAAAAGUGUGGACGACGCGAAAAGCAGAGGAGAGUGGGUUUUGCUACAAAACUGUCACUUGGCAGCAAGUUGGAUGCCUCAGCUAGAAAAGACCGUAGAAGAGUUUGAUGACUCUAUACAUAGAGAUUUCAGGCUCUGGCUGACUUCUAUGCCAUCUAAAGACUUCCCAGUCUCUGUCUUGCAGAAUGGUAUUAAAAUGACUAUUGAGCCUCCACAAGGGCUAAGAUCAAAUCUGCUGCUUUCUUAUUCUUCAGUAGACGAUAAACAACUAGAAGACUGCAAUAAGAUAGAAGCCUUCAAGACUUUGUAUUUCGGGUUCUGCUUCUUCCACGCCAUCGUGCAGGAUCGUAGAAAAUUCGGUCCAAUUGGCUGGAAUAUCCAAUACGAAUUUACAAAUGAAGAUUUAGGGGUCACUCUGAAGCAGCUUAAGCUGUUCUUAAAUCAAAAUUCUGAAAUUAUCCCUUAUAAAGUUCUCAAUAUUUUAGGAGCUGACGUAAACUAUGGCGGCCGUGUAACUGACGAUAAAGACUGCAGACUUAUCGUGACCAUCCUUAGAAAUUACAUUUGUCCUGAAGUUUUUGACCCUAAUUAUAAAUUCUCCACAUCAGGGAAAUACUAUGCUCCACCUCUAGGCAAAAAAGAAGACUAUGUAAGAUACAUUGAAAGCCUUGACCUAAAUCCUGAGCCAGAAGUCUUCGGUUUACACGAUAACGCUGAAAUUAUUACAGCCCAAAACGAGACUCGUAAAGUUUUCGAAAUCAUUUUAAGCAUGCAGCCAAGAUCUGGGUCUGGGAGUGGUAAAAGUAGAGAAGAAAUAAUCAGAGAAAUUGCCCAAAAUAUUGAGACUCAGAUGCCGAAGAAAUUCUCCCUUGAAGAUGUAGCAACUCAGUACCCUACGCAAUAUAAUGAAUCUAUGAAUACUGUGCUGUUCCAAGAAGUUGUGAAAUAUCAAAGGCUACUGCUAGUAAUGGAAAGCACCUUGACAAAUGUCCAAAAAGCAUUGGUUGGGAAGAUUGUUAUGAGUGAUGAGCUUGAACUGAUUGCAAAAGCUUUAUUUGUGAACCAAGUGCCUGAGCUGUGGGCGAAUGUAGGAUUUCUGUCUUUGAAACCGCUGUCGUCAUGGUUCCAAGAUUUGCAGGACAGAAUGAAAUUCUUGAAUGACUGGAUUUCUAAUGGAACGCCUAAGAUCUUUUGGAUUUCUGGGUUUUUCUUCCCUCAAGCCUUUAUUACAGGAACUCUGCAGAACUAUGCAAGAAAGCAUGUGAUCCCAAUUGAAUAAUUAAAAUAUGGCGUCUCCACCUGGCAUGGCCUCCGGCCACGCAGCUUCCGAGCACAUAUUUUAAUUAUAUCCGGCAAGGUUUUACUAACCCAGAAAUGGACAGCAAUGCUAGGUAAGCAAUUCUGGUACUAUACAGAGCCUAGCCCUCAGUCCAAAUUCAGGAUUAGGUUUUACCUCGAAGGGAAGGAGGGGUUCAGGUUUGGAAAGGGCAAGCUCAGCUGAGUCUACAGGGAACACCUAGACCAAUCGGGCAAGUGCCUAGCGUGAAACUGGGAGUUACGCCCAGGACUUGAAUUUUUCCCUUUUUGCCGAGAGGUCACCAGAAAUUCCAUUUUUUGGGAUUUUUGAGUGGUCAACUUCGUCACCCAAGCAGCAGCCGCAGAAGUCCAUAGCCCGCCCACUCAACACUCAAGCCGCAAGGAGAGGAGUAGACGUCCAGGUGAAAUCUCACUUCAGAAUACCAUGCCACCAGGAGCUGAAGAAGAGGAAAGGCAGUGUCAGAGCCGAGCUUGGCCGGCGAAUCAUUGUCCCAACUCGAACAAGGUGAAUCCGAAGACGGCGCAAAGCAGGUGAACCCGACUUUAGGGUCCGUGGUGACUGCGUAAUCAAAACGGCAGACGCCUUCUAAUUUCUAAGUUAAGUGAUCCCAAUUGACCAUUUAAGCUUUAGGUUUGAAGUUUUGGAUAAUUUAAGGGUUGAAGAUAUCAGAGAAAAGCCAGAUGACGGAUGCUAUGUGUAUGGACUGUGGCUAGAAGGAGCAAGAUGGGAUAGAAAUCGUCAUUGCUUGUCUUGGAGUUACCCUAACUCAUAAAUUCCAAAAAAUAUGUUUUAAAGAAAUAUAAUUAAAACUAUUUAAAAAGCAGAUCAAAAGGGUAAGGAUUUAUACACAGAAAUGCCAAUCAUCCAUUUCCUGCCUUCUGUUGACCGCAAACCGCCUGAGACAGGAAUUUAUCAAUGCCCUGUUUACAAAGUUUUAUCUAGAAGAGGUACUUUGUCGACAACUGGCCACUCAACUAACUUUGUGCUGUUUUUAGAAUUAACUUCAAAAGAGUCGCAAGAUAUAUGGAUUAGAGCAGGAGUCGCUUUAUUCUUAGGUUUAAGAACUUAA
Messenger RNA from Blepharisma stoltei, 14396 nucleotides. The record is from the annotation of a GenBank genome assembly. Lineage: Eukaryota; Ciliophora; Heterotrichea; Heterotrichida; Blepharismidae.